This is a messenger RNA of Paraphaeosphaeria sporulosa, 1760 nucleotides long. RefSeq lists its product as uncharacterized. The coding region runs from base 378 to 1661 and encodes 427 amino acids. The transcript has a single exon. NCBI's taxonomy places the organism in Eukaryota, Fungi, Ascomycota, Dothideomycetes, Pleosporales, Didymosphaeriaceae. The record is from RefSeq and is a predicted model, not a curated record.
CGCGAGCUCAUGCGAAACACGAUACACUUGUGGGACAGGUGCGUCCCGAACCGGCACAAUGCGAGCUAAAACGAGACGUCAUUGCUGCUAAAUGCGUUCGAUGUGGGAGUUGCGCGGAUUGUGCAAAGCGGGGCGGAUCGGAGUUUGAGAGGGAUGCGAUUUGGGAAGACAAGGUGGGCGCGACUGCUUCAGUCUGCACAUCUUUGGGGCGCCGACUCUCCUCGAGGAAGGCCUGCUUUGGAGUGACUGCCAUAGGAUUAGAAGAGAAGGAACGUCCUGCGCAACGGACAAACAGACCGUUCGAGUUGUGACUGUGGCAGCGCCCAUGUCUCACGCCGACGCACCUGGAGAAGAGCGAAGCGACCCAGAACAUUACCAUGCGCAGGCUAGACGCCAUCGUUCUCUUUUCCGCAUUCAUUGAUCGAGCUAUUUCGGUGCCCUAUCCCGGACUUUCGACUUCCAGUAGCUUUCCAGCCCUGUCCGAUUCGUUCCAGUGGCCGCGAGCGCACCCACCUGAACCGCCACGCCAGGCGGCGGAGCCUCUCAAGAGCCUGCGCAUACCAGACUGCGCACUGUCCUGCUACCUACAGGAGCUACCGGAUGAUGGUUGCGCGCAAGAGAUAGACCUGGAGUGCCAUUGCUCGACCGGUAAUCUGCUGGGCAAGGCGGAGGCUUGUGUGGAGACGACGUGCAGUACGGCGGAUCAAGCAGAUGCGAAGAGAAAGAUUACGCGGGCUUGCCAGGCGGUGGGCGUGAACCCGAGCUUUCCUGGCAGUCCAGCUGCGAGCUCAGCUUCGCUGUCGUCGAGAGCUCUUUCUACAGAGCCAGCGGCAACAACACUCCCGCAAGGGUACUCCGUGGCCUCAACGUCAAGCGCUCAAACAAUAGCAAUGCCGCCACCGCUGUCGAAUGACCGACCUUCCGACCUGCUCUCAAGCUCAUUCGCGACCCAGACUACCACUACCUCGCUCUCCGUUGAGCUGAUGUCCCCGCUGCCAUCCCAAAUCUCAACUUCUGCGCCCACAGCCACUAGCACUUCGAUCCCCAUACCUGCAUCCGCCGGCGGGCUCUCCGAUGGCGCCAAAGCUGGCAUCUCCGUCUCCGUUCUUUUCGUCGCCUCAACCAUCUUUAUCGCCCUAUCUCUCUACAUCCGCCGUCUAAAGCGACAGCUCGCCCUCGCCACAGCCGCCGCUAACGUUCCCGAAUCCGUCUUACGAUCUCCCACGUACCAUCAUAGUGGCAUCCCCGAAGCCCUAUUCACACCUUCUCGCCGCCGAAGCUGGCCCAACGCGCCCCGCAACCGCAGGUUCAGCCACGGCGAGCCAUCCAUCGGCAGCCCCGUCUCUCCACUGUCCCCUGUAUUCUACCGCGAUGGUGGCAGGCGAGCAAGCAUAGCAGGCAUGCUGCACCAGAAGCGAGGGAACGUGCUGAGUGUUGUGAUCGAGCGAGAAGACGAAGACGCAAGCAGUCUGAUGAGCAGAGGCAGAAGCAUUAGGGAGCCUGUGCCUGGACAAUCUGAGGGACUUGCGGGACCGCUGGAGAUGGAUGGGCAAUAUGCGGCUAUCUUUGAGGCGCCGACGAGUAUCACGCCGAGGGCGAGAAGCAUGGAGCGGGACCGCGAGGGAGAGGCGUGGAAGGAGUAUGAUUUCGGCAAGUACUGAGGGACGGAGGUGGACCUGAAAUGUUGAUAUGGGCAUGUAUGACUUAGACGUCGGCACGGAAUAUAUAGCAUGUAUCAAUAAAAGCAAAAGGAAUAAGAG